Maudiozyma saulgeensis is the source of this 318-nucleotide messenger RNA. The record is from the annotation of a GenBank genome assembly. NCBI's taxonomy places the organism in Eukaryota, Fungi, Ascomycota, Saccharomycetes, Saccharomycetales, Saccharomycetaceae.
AUGAACGCUAUGGCUGAUAUGCAUUUAAAUGAUACCUCUUCAAAGAGAUGGAAGGAAUUGUUACCUCAUUCCAUUGGUAGACAAUCUGUCGAUAAAAAUUUACAUACUACUUAUGCUGAAGGUGUUGCAGAAAAAUUCCCAAAAGAAUUCCAAAAGACUCAUAUUGAAGAUCUUUUACAUUUCACUGCUAAUGAAUUAGGUAAAACUGGUUACGCAAUUAAGGAUGAUGGUGAUAAGAUUGCUCAUUUGUUCUCUGGUAAGAACGGUGCCGUUCAUGUCUUAUUCACCCCAAAGGGAGCCGCUGAAACUAUCGUUUAA